CACAAAGCGAGGAUUGCUAUUUGCUUCAACCGCUGAUUCGAUUGAUUCAUGGAAUAGCGGGAAUAUGGCGGACAGUUGCUUGGGACCUUCGUCAUCAAAACCCACAACUCUUUUCUCUCAAUUGUCAAGCCACACUUCUUGGACUUGCCCUUCAUUCUCUCUCUCGUUACCUUCACCCUGCAAUUUCUCCUUCACCGCCAAAAAACCUCUCUUUUUCUCUUCUUCUUCUUCAUCUUCUUUAAUGUCUUCCAUCCCAAAUGGACCAAGUAAUUCCACCCGUUUCAUCGCUCAAAACUCCCACUGCUCCUCAGGUUCUUCGUCUCCCCGUAAUAAUCAGCCGUCCCUUCUCGUCUUUUCAGGUGGGACGGCCUUUAAUGGAGUUGUAGAAGAGCUUAAGAAAUUAACUACUUGUGUUGCCCAUGUUCUUCCUGUCUCUGAUGAUGGAGGAAGUACUGCUGAGAUUGUUCGUGUUCUUGGUGGUCCAGCAGUUGGAGACAUUCGAUCAAGGUGUCUGAGAUUGUCAGAUCAAAGCACUUCUGAGGCUCUUGCAGUCCGAACAUUGCUCGGUUAUCGCUUACCUCUUGAAGCACAAGUAGCUAAAUCAGAAUGGUAUGAUAUUGUGGAAGGGCAGCACCCUCUUUGGAAAGGUGUUUCAAAACCAUACAGGGAGACUAUUCGAGCUUUCUUGGUGUAUUUUCAAGAUCAGAUCCUUCGUCAUGCAGAUGAACUAUUUUCAUUUAGUAAUGGAAGCAUUGGGAACUUCUUCUUUGCAGGAGCACGCAUAUUCUUUCGGUCGCUAGAUGCUGCUAUUUUUUUGUUUUCACGUGUUUCAGAUAUUCCCACAGAUAGUCUGGUCCUCCCAGUGAUAUCUACCAAUGACAGGCUUACAUUGGGUUGUGAAUUAUGGGAUGGAACUAUUAUUCGUGGGCAAAAUGAGAUAUCUCAUCCAAGCAAGUGUUCUGUGCAGACCAUAGAUAAGGGAAGCUCUUCUGCUUCGGCUCUUCCGGCAAGAAUAAAACGAGUGUUCUAUAUGUCAAGCGAAGGCUGCAAUUUGUUGCAUGAGGUCUUCCCAAGUGUAAAUCCAACUGUCUUUGAAAAGUUACAGAGUGUUGACUGCAUUGUAUUUGCCAUGGGAUCCCUCUUUACUUCUAUUUGCCCCUCCUUGGUCUUACGUGGAAUUGGGGAAAUUAUCUCAUCGAGGUGGUGUCCAAAGGUACUUCUGUUAAAUGGUACUCCUGAUCGGGAAACUAGUGGCUUUACUGCUUCUUGCUUUGUCACAGCAAUUACCGAUGCCCUAAAUCGAACUUACGGUGACCCGGAAAAUUGUCUUAAGAAUACUCCAAACCAAUACAUAAACACAAUUUUGGUUCCCAAGGAUGGUCAAAUUCCUGUUGAUGUUGAAGUCUUGACUGCCCAAGGGAUAUUCCACGUGGUAACUGUUGAUUCAAUACCUGACCCAAAAGUUGGUGUAAUAUUUGAUCCAGAAUCUUUGAUCGAAGCACUUUCUAACCUCUUACAUGCUCCCAUUCAUGUAAAAUGAGUCAAGACUUGAUCAUUCUUUGUUAGCAAUGACAAAUGGGAGCCAAAUGGUGGAGACUUUUUUCUGUUUAUGAUCUUCAUACUUUGGGUUUUUUCUCCUCAAGCAAUGAUGUUGUCUUUGCUGCAGCCGUUAAUUGAAGGCAAGAUGUUCAGAUUACAUCCAAGAUUGGGAAAGGAACGUUGCUAGUCAUACCAUCUAUCUCCAGCAGGAAGGUGGAGGAGGCGAUGCAUCCCAUCUUCUAUGUACAUGUAACAGAAGCAGCAGAUACUCCAUUUUAUGCUGUUGUAGUUUUUGUAUAGUUCGUUAACGAGCAUUAGUGGGCUUUUUCAUCUCUCCUAUCAUUAUGUUUGCUUUUCUAGAGAGUAGAGGCGUUUUAUCGCAUGUUAUGGCAUAUCUGCAAGAAAUUGCAGUUUCAUCAGCGUCAUCGUGCCAUAAACCGAAAUACGUGAAUCAACUUUUUUCCUAAUCUGUUUUUGGCAGAAUAUACAGUGCAAAAAUAUACUUUGUGCCCUGCA
Messenger RNA from Coffea arabica (coffee), 2055 nucleotides. RefSeq lists its product as uncharacterized. Gene Ontology annotation, molecular function: LPPG:FO 2-phospho-L-lactate transferase activity. NCBI's taxonomy places the organism in Eukaryota, Viridiplantae, Streptophyta, Magnoliopsida, Gentianales, Rubiaceae. The record is from RefSeq and is a predicted model, not a curated record.